AUGGUGUCGUCAGCUUCUUCAUUCACUGGUCUUGGUGGACCAGUCGUUCCGGUUAUUUGUGGGAUGUUAAGUAAAGCAUUUUCCGCUUUUGGGGGUAACAGUCUCAGUAUUGGUGAAGUAGUCGAAAACGAAAUUCGACGAACAUUUUCUGGACACAGCGAUGAAACACUUCUGGAGGAGGCCCAGGACCUCCAUCUCAUGUAUCGGCGUGCAUUUGACUUCCUUAAUCCAGCAAUAGAGAAAAGUCACUUUACUGAGCAUGAUAUAACGAACAUGAAUAUUCAAAUGAAUGUUUUUCAAGGUGGUACGUUUCUUCGUAAGUUUGGGAAACUAAUCAACGAACUGGCAAAAGAACACGAGGAGAACGACCCGAACAAAAAGAUCGAGAAAGCAAAGAAAGCCAUGGAUUUCAUUGAAUUAUAUAUCAAACUAGCAUCACUACGUGAUAUGCUUCUGAUUCAAUUCUAUACAAUCACCAACUCAACAACCCACAGUCAGCACCUGGCCGGAGGACUACAGAGGGUGAUCGAUUCCUUUGAUGAGCAAGACCGAGAAGUUCUCCGUCUAUUCCUCAAACCGACAGAAGAAUACGUCUACAUUGUGUCAUACAUGAGGGAAGAGGAGCAUGAACUUUUAAUGAAAUUCCUUCGGAUGAAAGGGCAUUUGCCAGAAGAGUGCUUGUUAACACACGGAGAGUUUGAACUUUGUUCAGUGAAAUAUCCGAAAUAUCAUGCCAUCCGUCUGAGAAGACAUAGGUCGUUCUUUGGAGACGGGGAUUUGAGGUAUAUUCGUGGUACUAAAGAUAGAGUGGGGCCAGAAUCCUUGUUUUCUUUUGAAAAAGUUCAAGGGCAAGGAAAUUACGUUUACAUUACACAGAAGAGACAUUCUGAUGAAUUUUUAACAAUGACGAAGAGCUCAAACAAGUGGAUAAUGUUCCUAAAACAGCUUCCCGGGCCAGAAAGCGAAUGGAAAGUUAUCCAGAUGGAUAAUGGCAACUAUGUGUUUUCGCCACGUGCUUUCCCAGAUUAUUUCAUGGCAAUGACUAAACUAUUGGAUGGAAGUGCCGCUGGGCUGCUUGGUUGUUCGCGUAUCCGAUGUCAGUGGACACUAAAGACAUCACAUUGA
This is a messenger RNA of Pecten maximus, 1125 nucleotides long. RefSeq lists its product as uncharacterized. The record is from RefSeq and is a predicted model, not a curated record. The transcript has a single exon. The coding region runs from base 1 to 1125 and encodes 374 amino acids. Lineage: Eukaryota; Metazoa; Mollusca; Bivalvia; Pectinida; Pectinidae.